AUGAGUUCAUCACCAGUUGACGCCCAGAAAGGAAUCCUAGAGAAACUACAAAGUGAUGCUAUGGCAGCCAGGUGGACAGAAGUAUUGGAAACGUACCGGGAAAAAAGGGAGCUUCGCACAGCCCAUAUAACAGAAACGAAAGACACCGUGUUACACAUGGCUGUGUUUCAUGGGUCAGACUGGGUGGCAUCAAAAAUAGUGAACUUAAUAGUUAAUGAAGAGAAAACUCAGAAAGCUCAAGAUAAUGAGAAGGUUAUGGAGUCUGGAGACAAUGAAAAGAGUCCGAAUGUGAGCGAUGUCCUUGGGGCUAAGAACAACAAAGGCAAUACUCCUCUGCAUUUAGCAGCUUCUUACGAAUGUAGAGCUUAUUAUGAUUCAAGAAAAAGUAUUGAUAUGUCUACGAAGAUUGAAGAGGCAUACCCGUCCUCAGUUGUUGAGCCCAACAAUGCCGGCGAGACGCCUCUCUUCUUGGCGGCUCUUCAUGGCAACAGAGAAGUUUUUCUUUGGCUUCAUUAUCAUAUCCCUCAAGAUCCUUCAUCAAGUCGUGAUGCUCACUAUAAAAGGGACGACAAUAAUGACACCAUUAAUGAUAGCAUUCUUCACUGUGCAAUUGCAGGAGGGCAUAUUGAUGUGGCGAUCGAAAUACUUCACCUUUAUAAAAAUCAAGAGAUGACGAUCAUGCGCAAUAAGAAUGGAUUGUAUCCACUCCAUAUCUUAGCGGCAACCCCUUCAGCUUUCAAAAAUACUGAUCUUGGUGGUCGAUCUUUCAUUGUUCGUCUGCUUUAUCACUGGUUUAAAGUUAAGAAGGAGCAGGCCACGACGGAGGAAGCUAUAUUCCAACAACGUGAACACGAAGCACGCCUCCUCUUCGCUAUGGUUGAAUUGUUGCUUUGUAGUAUAGGUUGUGUUGACUCACUAUCCUCAUCUUGGGUGAAUAAGAUGCGAAUUCUAAUUGGUCUGUUGUGGGUUUCGGCCUUGUUCCUGCUGCUCCCCCUAAUCAUCUUUGAGUUCUUAUUUUCAGCAGCAGGGAAUUGGUUACUUCGGAUACGAAAAUUGAAGGAGAAGCAUAAAUGGUCUCUUCAAAUAUUGGAACAAUUUCUUCAACACCCUUCCUGUGGAAAUAUCUCAGAAAAACCAUACGAAGUGGACAGCGAGGCAGGGUCUAAAAUAGUUGUUGAGACACCACUAAUCAUUGCUGCUAAGAAUGGUGUGAGAGAAAUGGUGGAGGGAAUCCUAAAAUCAUUUCCAAAUAUGAAGAAAGCUGAGAAUGAUGAGGGAAAGAACAUAGUUUUAUUAGCAGUAGAAAAGAGGCAGACCAAGCUGUAUCAGUUUUUGCAUGGAUGUUCCUACCUUGACGAUGCUGCAUUUAGUAAAGUGGAUAAAGAUGGAAAUACUGCAUUGCACUUGGCAGCCAAGCUGGGGGUCAACCUAAAUAUGCAAACAACUACAAUGGUAGAGGAAUACAACUGGUUUGAUUUUGUAAAAAAUUCAGUGCCUUGUGAAUUGUGGGAGAAAUACAACAAUGAUGAGAAAACAGCAGAAGAAAUCUUUAGAGUAAGUUACAAGGAACAUAUGAGAAGUGACAGACAAUGGUUGAAUCAGACCUCACAAACAUGUUCUGUGGCAUCGACCCUAGUUGCAUCCAUGGCCUUUUCUUAUGUUGUGUCAGAGCAUUUCGAUGAAAAGAACUACUCAUCACUUGUGGCCCUUUCCUUGUCCCUCACUUCCACCAUCUCCUUCUUGGCCAUACUUGCUUUUCGUUCUCAAUCUCUUAUCUUUUGGAAAUACGCACCUUUCAUGCUUCAAAUUGCUAUUUUGACCAUGUUCGGUUCCAUUGUUGCUUUGUGGAUCUCUCUCAUGCUCCUUGGCAAAUCUUUAACAACUUACGCAAUUCUUGGCUCGCCAAUCGCUAUCCUUACCAUUCUAUCACUACCCAUCUUCAUUGGUCCUACGUUAAUGGCUUUGUUUACCAAAUAUCCACCCCCUAACCGCACCACCACAAGUGCCAUCCGCUACCGAAGGCUCCAGAGAAAGGAAAAUGAAACAGAUUCGAAGCCGCAAAAUUAAGCGUGUGUGAUUUGAUACAUCUUUCUAUUUCUCUCUUGUUUGCAGUGAUGUGUGCGCAAUAUUUAGAGCAUACUCUUUCAAUGUCUGAGAACUGUUCUUGGAGAGGUUUUGUGAUAAUUAUCCCUUGGACCUUACUUAUGUAACUUCUUUUAUGGGCUGC
Molecule: messenger RNA, 2227 nt
Organism: Neltuma alba
Lineage: Eukaryota; Viridiplantae; Streptophyta; Magnoliopsida; Fabales; Fabaceae
Exons: 7
Coding region: 1-2067 (688 amino acids)
Cellular component (GO): membrane
Molecular function (GO): protein binding
Source: RefSeq, a predicted model, not a curated record